AAUAUCUUACUUCAACGCCUCUCUCUCCGCCUAACGUCGCUUACGGCCAUAAACGGAAUACAAAGACGAAAAUUUUGAACAAAGCUCUCUCUCUCUCUCUCUCUCUCUCUCUCGCUUAGGGUUUUCUUUUGUUCUGAGUCUCGGAUCUGAUUGUAUCUUUGGGGGAAAAAAAUUCAAAUUUCGCAGAUCUCUCUUAUCCGAACGUUGCGUGUUCCAUCUGAUUUCAAAGGAAGUGAUAACGAGUUUGCUACCUCGCGUUCAUGUUCUUGCGUUUGAAUCCGAAUCCUCUCCGCAUCUAGUUGUUCUAACAGAUCUCUCAAGUUGGCUCCUCAAAGAAGAUCGCAGCGCGGCCAGAUGCAGCACACCAACGCCGCUGCUGCGACGGCUCUUUACGAUGCGGGACCCGCUAAUGACGCUGGAGAUGCUGUCAUGGCACGCUGGCUCCAAUCCGCUGGCUUGCAGCAUCUGGCCUCUCCCACCGGAGGCAAUGAUCAGCGUCAUCUCCCUAGCCUUCUCAUGCAGGGUUAUGGAGCGCAGACUGCUGAAGAGAAUCAAAGGCUGUUCAAACUAAUGCGAAAUCUUAAUCUUAACGGGGAGUCCUCUGAAUCAUAUACACCAACUGCAGCUAUGCCUUCUUCCGAAGGAUUUUUUUCACCCGACUUCAGAGGUGAUUUUGGAGCUGGGUUAAUGGAUCUUCAUGCUAUGGAUGACACAGAGCUGCUAUCUGAGCAUGUGAGUACUGAACCCUUUGAGCCGUCACCUUUCAUGCCUAGUGUGGAUAAAGAAUUUGAAGAAGGUUUUAAUUUUCCAACUAAUCGUCAGCAACAAACAGAUGCUGAACCUUUCGGCUCAUUGCCUAAGAGUGAAAAAGAGAAUAACAGUGUAGCCAAGAUUAAAGUAGUGGUAAGGAAAAGACCCCUAAAUAAGAAAGAAACAGCUAGAAAGGAGGAUGAUGUCGUGACGGUAUCUGAUAAUUCUUUGACUGUCCAUGAGCCCAAGCUGAAGGUGGAUUUGACUGCUUAUGUGGAGAGGCAUGAGUUCUGCUUUGAUGCUGUUCUAGAUGAGGAUGUUUCAAAUGACGAGGUGUAUAGGGCCACAAUUGAGCCGAUAAUUCCCAUUAUUUUCCAGAGAACUAAAGCUACAUGUUUUGCAUAUGGUCAAACAGGUAGUGGUAAGACAUACACAAUGAAACCACUACCCAUACGCGCUGUCGAAGAUUUAAUGAGGCUGUUGCGUCAACCAGUAUACAGCAAUCAGAAGUUUAAAUUGUGGCUCAGUUAUUUUGAGAUAUAUGGUGGAAAGCUGUUCGAUCUUCUCAGUGAGAGAAAGAAGCUUUUAAUGCGAGAAGAUGGUAGACAACAAGUUUGCAUUGUUGGGCUGCAAGAGUACGAAGUCUCAGAUGUUCAAAUUGUAAAGGAACUUAUCGACAAAGGAAAUGCUGAAAGGAGCACAGGUUCAACUGGAGCAAAUGAGGAAUCUUCUAGAUCACAUGCUAUCUUACAGCUUGUUGUAAAGAAGCAUGUUGAGGUAAAACAAACCAGACGUAAAAAUAAUGAUGCCACUGAAUUGCCUGGGAAAGUUGUUGGGAAGAUUUCUUUCAUUGAUCUUGCUGGCAGUGAAAGAGGUGCAGACACCACAGACAAUGACCGACAGACAAGGUUUGAAGGCGCAGAAAUCAAUAAGAGUCUUUUGGCUCUUAAGGAAUGUAUACGUGCACUGGACAAUGACCAGCUACAUAUACCAUUCCGUGGAAGCAAAUUAACUGAAGUGCUCCGUGACUCAUUUGUUGGAAACUCAAGAACGGUGAUGAUCUCUUGCAUCUCUCCGAGUGUAGGAUCGUGUGAACAUACCCUCAAUACACUAAGAUAUGCUGAUCGGGUCAAAAGUCUAUCUAAAAGUGGAAAUAGCAAGAAAGAUCUAACUGCAAACUCAAUGCCUCCUGUUAAUAAGGAUUCUCUGUUGGGCUCAAAUGAUGUAGAAGAUAUCUUUGAGCCACCACAGGUAGUGAAUGUUCAGGAAACCGGGAGGAGGGUCGAGAAGGAUAACUACACUGCUUCAGGUAUUGACUUCAGACAACCUACAAAUUAUCGAGAGGAAAGUGGAAUCCCAUCAAUCUCAAUGGACAAGAGUAGAUCAGAGACGAACAAUGCUUUUGGUGGCUCCAAUAGUCAGAGGAACCACCUGUCUUCAUAUCCUCAAGAAACUUCAGACCGCGAAGAGAAAGCCAAGAAAGUGUCGCCACCUCGUGGGAAAGGGCUGCGGGAAGAAAAACCAGAUAGACCACCACAAAACUUGUCUUCAUAUGCCAAAGAAACUUCAGACCGUGAAGAGAAAGUGAAGAAAGUGUCGCCACCUCGUGGGAAAGGGCUGCGGGAAGAAAAACCGGAUAGACCACCACAAAACUUGUCUUCAUAUGCCAAAGAAACUUCAGACCGUGAAGAGAAAGUGUCUCCACCUCGUGGGAAAGUGUUGCGGGAAGAGAAACCAGAUAGACCACCACAAAACUUGUCUUCAUAUCCCCAAGAAACUUCAGACCGUGAAGAGAAAGCCAAGAAAGUGUCACCACCUCGUGGGAAAGGGCUGCGGGAAGAAAAACCAGACAGACCACAAAACUUGUCUAAAAGAGAGGUCAGGUCGUCAGACAUCCCUACCUUUACAAACUUCAGGCAGAACACAAGUGAAACUGUUUCAAGACAAUAUGAAACCGAAGAAAACAUUGAUGCACUACUUGAGGAAGAGGAAACUCUGAUUACAGCACACAGAAAAGAAAUAGAGGAUACAAUGGAGAUUGUUCGCGAGGAAAUGAAGCUUUUAGCGGAGGUGGACAAACCAGGAAGCAUGAUAGAAAACUAUGUAACGCAACUGAGCUUUGUCUUGUCGAGGAAAGCAGCGGGACUUGUGAGUCUCCAAGCCAGGCUUGCUCGGUUCCAACACCGUCUCAAGGAACAAGAAAUACUUAGCCGUAAGAGAGUUCCUCCACGGUAGUUGGUACAAGAAAGGAAACAAAAAAAAAAACGAUUGUGUGUGGUGUUUGUGAAGUGUGAAAGUUGCUUGGGACACAAUGGGAUGAAGAAGAAAAAAAUGUCCAUUGUGUUGGUGAAUUUGGGAAUAUAUAUAUUUCAUUUUAUUCUUAUCAUAAAAUUAUACAAUUUGUGUUUACUGUACAAUGAAAUGUGAAUUAACUCUUUUCUCAGUCAA
This is a messenger RNA of Brassica napus (rape), 3198 nucleotides long. RefSeq names its product kinesin-like protein KIN-13A. Gene Ontology annotation, molecular function: microtubule binding; microtubule motor activity; ATP binding. The record is from RefSeq and is a predicted model, not a curated record. The coding region runs from base 355 to 2985 and encodes 876 amino acids. The transcript has 14 exons. Gene Ontology annotation, biological process: microtubule-based movement. Lineage: Eukaryota; Viridiplantae; Streptophyta; Magnoliopsida; Brassicales; Brassicaceae.